This is a messenger RNA of Dalotia coriaria, 918 nucleotides long. Its product is annotated as splicing regulator SDE2-like. Bases 131 to 823 code for a protein of 230 amino acids. Gene Ontology annotation, cellular component: nucleus. The record is from RefSeq and is a predicted model, not a curated record. Lineage: Eukaryota; Metazoa; Arthropoda; Insecta; Coleoptera; Staphylinidae. The transcript is spliced from 4 exons.
AACACGGACUGCGAUCACAGCGACGCUUGACGCAGAUUUUUAGAAUUACACAACAUAACACAACCUAAAACUGCGUUUGACCAUAAGUAACUGCUUGUUUUCUUCAUAUUUUAUCGAGAAUUGCUUAAAAAUGUUGGAAAUUAAAUACAAUAAUAAGUCAAUUUUAUUCCUAGAAAAUGUAUUGUCUAUAGCAGAAGUAAAGACAAAUAUCACCAACAAAAUUCAACAUGAAGAUUUUUAUUUGAUACAUAAUGGUAAACAUUUUAAUGAUGAUGGUGUUCCUGAUGGAAUUGUGCAUGUGGUACCAAAACUUGUGGGUGGGAAAGGUGGUUUUGGUUCAAUGCUAAGAGCAAUUGGUGCACAAAUUGAGAAAACUACAAAUAGGGAAGCCUGCAGAGAUUUAAGUGGAAGAAGACUUAGAGAUAUUAAUGAAGAAAAACGCUUAAAAGCAUGGAUUGAUAAACAAGCAACUAGGGAGCAAGAGGCUGAAGAUAAAAAACAGAAAAAGUUAGAGAGAUUGGUACAGAAACCAAAGGUUGAAUUUAAGGAUGACACUUAUGACAAAGAAAGGUCUGAAUUGCCUGAGAGAUUAGAAGAUGCUGUUACUCAAGGAAUGGAAGCUGCAGCUUCUGCAAGUGCUUCAACUUCAAGUAAAAGAAAAUCUGAUACUAAAGGUGAUGAAGUAAAGAAAAAGAAGAGGAAAGUUGCCAUGUGGCUGGAUGAUGACAUAGAUAUUUCAAGUAGUGAUGAUAACUCAGCUUCAGAGUCAGAAGAUAGUUCAGAAGAAACAAAAGAGGUAACGAAACUUGCUGCUACAAAUUAAUUUUAGUUUAAUUUAUAAAUAUUCAUUUGUCAGAUCAAAAAGAACAUUUUAUUUGUCAUUGUUCAAUUAAAAACAAAUACAUUCAUUUUCCUAAA